This is a messenger RNA of Dovyalis caffra, 320 nucleotides long. Lineage: Eukaryota; Viridiplantae; Streptophyta; Magnoliopsida; Malpighiales; Salicaceae. The record is from the annotation of a GenBank genome assembly.
UCUUUACUCCUUCCCGACUCCCGAGUUCCUCGCUUGCCGCUUGCGCCUUGCUCGCUUCGUUCAAAGUUCAAAGUUCAAUCCUUCUCUUUCCGACUUUCACAAAUCACAAUCGGUGCUUCAGCUUCACGCCUUCAUCGCUUCGGUGCUUCCGGACUUUCGGUUCCAGCCAACAAAACUCAAAAGAUGUUAGGAUCCUCGGAUGCCGAAGCCGCGAGUUCAACUCAUCCAAAACCGAGUCCAACAAUAGAUACAAUUGUUGUUGGCUCUUCAUCAAACACACAAGUGAGCACAAAGAUGAAGAGAAAAGCAAUGAGGCCAAG